AUGAAGAUUAUCAACCGAUUCCUCCCUUUCCUCGUUGCUACUAGAAUGGUCUUAGCUGUGCCAGUGACCCAGCUUCCUGCCGACCUUGACUAUAGUGCCCACGAUUUAGUGGCCUACGGCUCAGAUCAGGUUGAGCUUCGCAGUCGCAAUAUAGCGAAUCCUCUGGAGGCACGAAUCGACUGUCAAAGAAUCGGCAACACCAUCCUGAGAAUUGGUACUAGCGCUGCAGUAGUUGCAUUUGUGCACCUAGGAACCGACUAUGCCGCAUAUGUUUGUGAACAAGAAGCCGCAGAACGCUGUGUUAGAUAUGUUGGCUACGUGCAACACGCUCUGGAUGCUAUCUUCCUUGUUAUGGGCUAUAUGCAUGGGUCGGUGGGCACUUCUACGACCAACCAGCAGCAGUCCUUUGAAAGUGGCUCGGUGCGGCGCGACCUCCCUUCGAACACUAUGUGGGACGCUCUUGGCCCAGCUCUUCAGAGUGAUGGUUGGAAGUUUGACACCAUGGAGCAAAUCGACGUUUCUAACGUAAGCCUUACCAAGCGGGAUUCUGAUCCUUCACUUGUCCAUCGCUCUAUUGCCCGAAAUGUGGCAGUUGACGACCAAGGAAAUACUUCUGAUAUCGCAUUCAACUUUUUCGAUAAUGGGGACUUGAAUUUACACUUUGCCGGUGACUUUGGACAUCUUCCUUCCGGCAUCGAUCAAAGCGCCACUAUGCACCGACGCUUUGACGGUGCCGGGUUCAAGAUCGCAGCUACGACACGUGUGCAAUCGAAGCUGACUCGAGACCACGAAAGAAGCAUGGCGUACUACAUUGCACAGGAUUGGGCAAAUGAUGCGUACAGAAUGUCGAUGUCUGAUUAUAUCGGACUGGUGAAGACCGAUCACACUGCCAACUUCUACUUCCGUAUCAUCCCUGAGAUCAAGGGUUUCGGUCUGAACUACGAAAGCGUCAACAUCUGCGGCCAGCUGGCGCCAUUCCUAUAA
This is a messenger RNA of Penicillium cataractarum, 984 nucleotides long. RefSeq lists its product as uncharacterized. The record is from RefSeq and is a predicted model, not a curated record. The coding region runs from base 1 to 984 and encodes 327 amino acids. The transcript has 2 exons. NCBI's taxonomy places the organism in Eukaryota, Fungi, Ascomycota, Eurotiomycetes, Eurotiales, Aspergillaceae.